Piliocolobus tephrosceles (Ugandan red Colobus) is the source of this 1422-nucleotide messenger RNA. RefSeq names its product defective in cullin neddylation 1 domain containing 5 (gene DCUN1D5). The transcript has 8 exons. Lineage: Eukaryota; Metazoa; Chordata; Mammalia; Primates; Cercopithecidae. The record is from RefSeq and is a predicted model, not a curated record. Gene Ontology annotation, molecular function: ubiquitin conjugating enzyme binding; ubiquitin-like protein binding; cullin family protein binding. Gene Ontology annotation, cellular component: ubiquitin ligase complex. Gene Ontology annotation, biological process: protein neddylation. Bases 629 to 1135 code for a protein of 168 amino acids.
GAUUCGCCUCCGGGUUAGGCUGAGCCUUCUGCUUUCUGUGACUGGUGGAGCUGCCGCGCCGUCCGCGUUAUCUCCUCCCGGUGAGAACGAACCGCAGUGUCCACCGGCGAGGAGCCAGCCCUGUCCCGGUCAGAGAAAGACGACGAGGAUACCUGGGAGCGGGCGUCGGCCGGGCUGGGCCGCGCCGGUGCGGGCUGGCGACUCUGCUCCUCCGCUUGCUGCUGUCUGUGGGAACUGGGUGCCAGCGCUGAGGAGCUUCCAGCGGACAGGGACCCCCUUCCCCGGCUCCCCUGCCCACCCUGCCGGGGAGGGCGGAAGAUGCCGGUGAAGAAGAAGAGAAAAUCCCCUGGGGUGGCAGCCGCAGUAGCGGAAGACGGAGGCCUCAAAAAGUGUAAAAUCUCCAGGUACCAUCUCCCCCCACCCUUCAAGCUUCCCUCCUCCCUCCUUUGCUGGACAACUGGAGGAAAAGGAGUCGGGCCCGGCCUGCCGGGCUGGGGCUGGAGACAGCUAUUGCAGAUCCCAACCCCCUGCUAGACUAAUAAGUGGAGAGGAACAUUUUUCAAGCAAGAAGUGCCUGGCUUGGUUUUAUGAAUAUGCAGGUCCUGAUGAAGUUGUAGGGCCAGAAGGAAUGGAAAAAUUCUGUGAAGACAUUGGUGUUGAACCUGAAAAUAUUAUUAUGUUAGUUUUAGCGUGGAAAUUGGAGGCUGAAAGCAUGGGAUUUUUUACCAAGGAAGAAUGGUUAAAGGGAAUGACUUCAUUACAGUGUGACUGCACAGAAAAGUUACAAAACAAAUUUGACUUUUUGCGCUCACAGUUGAAUGAUAUUUCAUCAUUUAAGAAUAUCUACAGAUAUGCCUUUGAUUUUGCAAGGGAUAAAGAUCAGAGAAGCCUUGAUAUUGAUACUGCUAAAUCUAUGUUAGCUCUUCUGCUUGGGAGGACAUGGCCACUGUUUUCAGUAUUUUACCAGUACCUGGAGCAAUCGAAGUAUCGUGUUAUGAACAAAGAUCAAUGGUACAAUGUAUUAGAAUUCAGCAGAACAGUCCAUGCUGAUCUUAGUAACUAUGAUGAAGAUGGUGCUUGGCCUGUUCUUCUUGAUGAAUUUGUUGAGUGGCAAAAAGUCCGUCAAACAUCAUAGCAAGAACUAUUGUGAAGAAAAUGCAAACCUUUUGAUUCCCACGUGUAUACAAGCUAAUGUGAUGAGGGGGAAAAAAAAUCCAACGGGUGCAUUUUCAUUCAUGUGAAAGACUUCUCAUAGUACUUUUUUUUCCUUUUUUUAAAGGAGGUUUUUCUUGUUACAUGUGAUGGGCAUUGAGCCACACCUCUUCUUAGACUGAAUAUUGAAGUUUUUGUUUUGAGUUAUGUUUAUAACAUUUAUUUCAGAACAAUAAAGAUUCAGAUUUGUGACAAAGGCCUUAAAGUGAA